This is a messenger RNA of Closterium sp. NIES-65, 795 nucleotides long. Lineage: Eukaryota; Viridiplantae; Streptophyta; Zygnematophyceae; Desmidiales; Closteriaceae. The record is from the annotation of a GenBank genome assembly.
AUGCUUGAGUCCUUUGCGAAUCUCCCAGCCACCCUCCCUUCCACUCUCCCAGCCACCCUCCCUUCCACUCUCCCUGCCACUCUCCCUGUCACUCUCCCUUCCUCUCUCCCUUCCACUCUCCCUUCCAAUCUCCCCUCCACUCUCCCUUCCACUCUCCCCUCCACUCUCCCUUCUAAUCUGCCUUCCACUCUCCCUUCCGCUCUCCCCUCCACUCUCCCUUACACUCUGCCUUCCACUCUCCCUUCUACUCUCCCUCAUGAUCUCCCCUCCACCCUCCCUCCCACUCUCUCUAAUACUCUGCUCUCCACUCUCGCUCCCACUUUCCCUCCAAUUUUCCCUCCCGCUCUCCCUCUCACUCUCCCUCAAUCCCCCCACCCAACCAUGUGUGCCUUAGAACCUCUAACAGCCAUCCGCCGUGACACGCAAAUGAAAUGGCAGAAUUCGCUGCCCUCUGCCUUGGACGCACAGCUGCCUGGAGGGGUGCAGGAGAAGGUGGGACCAAUGCUGCAGCAACAGCAGCAGCAGAUUGAUCCUCCCGGCUCUUCAAGCAAGCGGCAGCAGUGUGCUAUUCACACGCCAGAGCCAGCAGCAUCUCAGCCCUGGACCCUACACAUGCCACUCCUCACCUGCAACUCACCCGGUGCAGCAGCGCCGGGUUUGAGACAAGAAACACAGCAGAUCAGAGCCCACAGUAGCGUAUUGGUGCCUUCAAUGUGCAAGCCUCAUUCACCUCUGCUUGCAGCAUCCCCGGCAGCAGCAGGGCAUGGAGUGAGUGGUGCUUUGGCCCAGCAGUAA